Molecule: messenger RNA, 4787 nt
Organism: Callithrix jacchus (white-tufted-ear marmoset)
Lineage: Eukaryota; Metazoa; Chordata; Mammalia; Primates; Cebidae
Gene: DCP1B
Product: decapping mRNA 1B
Biological process (GO): positive regulation of catalytic activity; deadenylation-dependent decapping of nuclear-transcribed mRNA; deadenylation-independent decapping of nuclear-transcribed mRNA
Cellular component (GO): P-body
Molecular function (GO): mRNA binding; enzyme activator activity
Source: RefSeq, a predicted model, not a curated record
AAUAAAAUUAAUAAUUUUUAGUGCUUAUGAAGAACACCAUCAGGUGACACUGGCUCCAGCUUCUUCUUUUUUUUCUUUUAUCUUUUUAACUGAGAAGGCAGUUAGUGACAGGUACUUUGACUAACAAUGCAGUUUGGUGCCCCUGCCUUAAUUGCGUUAAGCCACCAGCAUUUUUUUUUUUUUUUUUUUUUUGAGACGGAGUUUCGCUCUUGUUGCCCAGGCUGGAGUGCAAUGGCGCGAUCUCGGCUCACUGCAACCUCUGCCUCCUGGGUUCAGGCAAUUCUCCUGCCUCAGCCUCCCGAGUAGCUGGGAUUACAGGCACGCGCCACCAUGCCCAGCUAAUUUUUUGUAUUUUUAGUAGAGACGGGGUUUCACCUUGUUGACCAGGAUGGCCGGGCGCUGUGGCUCACGCCUGUAAUCCCAGCACUUUAGGAGGCCGAGGCGGGUGGAUCACGAGGCCAAGCCAAGCAUUUUUAACCACCAUUGUCUGCAAAACGUCAUCACAGUGAACAAGUCAAAUAAGUACGUCUUAGUUUUGUCAUAAAAGGUUUUUUUUGACCUUGCAGAUCCCCCUAAAGGGUCUCAGAAACUCUCAAGGGGUUCCGGGACCACACUACAGUUUUAAGAACCACUGGUGUUAGCGGAUUCGGAAAUCAAUUCAGUUUUUUUUGUCUUCAGAGUUCUUGAUGCUCCAGGCUUAUUUAUUGUUAUAGGUUUGAUCCCUGAAGCGCCAAAGAAGAGAUAUGCCAAGGCGUGGAACAUAUUCAAGAAGGAAGUCCUACCGCGCAUACAGCUCAAGCUCAGGCGCGAAGAGAAAUAGCUCUUGGAGAAAGAAACUGGAUUCAGAGGGCAGGCCUGGGCUUGUCGUUGCCAGUGGCAACGAUCCUCAGCGGGCGGGGCGCGACUAUCGAUUAGUGAGGCCUUGGGUCCGUCGGCGGCCAAGAGGGUUGGGGUGACUGGAGCCGGAAGGCCUUCCGGCCUUCUGGUACUCCUGGGUUUUCGGUUGCGAGGCAGCUCGCUCGUUCUGCGAUCUAUUGAGAGUGGCUUCCCAGAGCCCGGCGCCGAUGUCGGGGAGGGAGGGAAGAUGGCAGCAGUGGCGGCAAGCGGCCUGGUGGGGAAGGGGCGCGACAUUAGCCUAGCGGCCCUGCAGCGCCAUGAUCCCUAUAUCAACCGCAUCGUGGACGUGGCCAGCCAGGUGGCUCUGUACACUUUCGGCCAUCGGGCCAACGAGUGGGAGAAGACUGAUGUGGAAGGAACCUUAUUUGUUUAUACAAGGUCUGCUUCUCCAAAGCAUGGAUUCACCAUUAUGAAUAGGCUGAGCAUGGAAAAUAGGACAGAACCUAUUACUAAAGACUUGGAUUUCCAACUCCAGGACCCUUUCCUUCUCUACAGAAAUGCCAGAUUGUCCAUCUAUGGAAUUUGGUUUUAUGAUAAAGAAGAAUGCCAAAGAAUUGCAGAGCUUAUGAAAAACCUAACUCAGUAUGAACAGUUGAAAGCCCAUCAGGGAACUGGAGCGGGAAUCUCCCCAAUGAUCCUCAAUUCAGGAGAGGGCAAAGAAGUAGAUAUCUUACAAAUGCUCAUCAAGGCCAAAGAUGAAUACACAAAGUGUAAAACCUGUUCUGAGCCAAAAAAGAUAACCAGUUCAUCUGCCAUCUAUGACAACCCUAAUCUCAUCAAACCAAUUCCAGUGAAACCCAGUGAAAACCAGCAACAGCAUAUACCUCAGCCCAGCCAGACCUUAGACCCCGAACCCCAGCACUUGUCCUUGACAGCUCUGUUUGGGAAGCAGGACAAGGUUACAUGUCAGGAGACUGUAGAGCCUCCACAGACCCUCCACUACCACCACCAGCAGCAGCAACAGCAGCAGCAAGAGAAGCUGCCAAUUAGGCAGGGGGCUGUAUGCUCCCUGUCCUAUGAGGAACCCAAAAGACACUCGCCCCCCAUUGAGAAGCAGCUCUGUCCGGCCAUUCAGAAACUCAUGGUCAGGAACACAGACCUCCACCCAUUGUCAGAGCUGCCUGAAAACCGGCCCUGUGAAAAUGGCAGUUCCCAUUCUGCAGGAGAAGUUUUUACAGGACCUGUCCAGCCAGGGUCUCUUUACAACGUUGGGACAUCUUGUGGUGUACACAAUGCUUCCAGAACUCAGAACCUGUUAGAGAAACUUCACAGUACCCCACUGGGGGCCGCAAACAAGUGUGACCCGAGUACACUAACACCUUCCAGCUCAGCUGCCCUGAACCGCAGCAGAGCUCCCACUUCUGUCACGCCUGUGGCUCCAGGAAAGGGUCCGGCUCAGCUACCACAGGCCUAUUUCAAUGGCUGCCUUCCACCUGAGACAGUAGGACAUCAGGCUCAUGGGAGAGAACAGUCCACACUCGCAAGACAAACACUCCCCCUCUCUGGUAAUCAGAGUGGCAGUUCUGGAGUGAUCUCCCCACAAGAGUUACUGAAGAAGCUUCAGAUCGUGCAGCAGGAGCAGCAGCUGCAUGCCUCUAACCGGCCAGCCUUGGCCGCCAGGUUCCCUGUGCUCACUCAGAGCUCUAGAACAGGGAAACGCUUGGAAUCCUGGAUCAGCAAGACAUCCAGCACAGAACAGCAGACUCCUCUUUUUCAGGUCAUCUCACCUCAGCGCAUCCCUGCUACAGCAGCUCCUUCUCUGCUCAUGUCCCCCAUGGUGUUCACACAAUCCACCUCCGUCCCACCAAAAGAAAGGGAGAGCGGCCUCUUGCCUGUGGGAGGCCAGGAGCUGCCUGCUGCCACCACCAGCCUCCUCCUGCCCAUGCAGAGCCCAGAGCCCUCCGUAAUCACCAGCAGCCCACUCACCAAGCUCCAGCUCCAGGAAACACUGCUGUACCUCAUUCAGUACAGAGUGGACCUCCAGCAAACUCCAGCAGACCUGCAGCAAAGGGGCCUGUUAGAAGGAAAACUAACAAACAGAAAGGAAUAGCAUCAACAUCAACGAAAAGGAUGUCCACACAAAACCCCCAUCCGAAGGUCACCAGCAUCAAAGACCAAAGUGAGAUAAAUCCAUGAAGAUGAGGAAAAACCAGUGCAAAAAGAUUAAAAAUUCCAAAAACCAGAAGGCCUCUUCUCCAAAGGAUCACAACUCCUCGCCAGCAAGGAAGAAAACUGGAUGGAGAAUGAAUUUGAUGAAUUAACAGAAGUAGACUUCAGAAGAUGGGUAGCAAACUCCUCUGAGCCAAAGGAGCAUGUUCUAAUCAAAUGCAAGGAAGCGAAGAACCUUGAAAAGAGGUUGGAGGAAUUGCUAACUAGAAUAACCAACUGAGAGAAGAACAUAAAUCACCUGAUGGAGCUGAAAAACACAGCACGAGAACUUCAUGAAGGAUACACAAGUAUCAAUAGCUGAAUUGAUCAAGUGGAAGAAAGGGUAUCAGAGAUUGAAGAUCAACUUAAUGAAGUAAAGCAUGAAGACAAGAGAAAAAUGAGUGAAAAGGAAUGAACAAAGCCUCCAGGAAAUACGGGACUAUGUGAAAAGACCAAACCUACGUUUGAUUGGUGCACCUGAAAGUGAUGUGGAGAAUGGAACCAAGUUGGAAAACACUCUUGAGGCUAUUAUCCCAGAGAACUUCCCCAACCUAGCAAGACAGGUCAACAUUCAAAUUCAGGGAAUACAGAGAACACCACAAAGAUAUUCCUCAAGAAGAGCAACCCCAAGACACAUAAUCGUCAGAUUCACCAGGGUUGAAAUGAAGGAAAAAAUGCUAAGGGCAGCCAGAGAGAAAGGUCGGGUUACCCACAAAGGGAGCCCAUCAGACUAACAGUGGAUCUCUCUACAGAAACCCUACAAGCCAGAAGAGAGUGGGGGCCCAUAUGCAAGAUUCUUAAAGAAAAGAAUUUUCAACCUAGACUUUCACAUACAGCCAAACUAAGCUUCGUAAGCGAAGGAGAAAUAAAAUCUUUUACAGACAAGCAAAUGGUGAGAGAUUCUGUCACCACCAGGCCUGCCUUUCAAGUGGUUUCUUGUUUUGUUUUGCUUUUAGAAAUCAUGUCCUUCAGUACACCUGGUACUAAGAAUAGAGUGAGUAGGAAAAUUCUUUGCCCAGCUCACUCAGUAAAUGCCAGGCUUAAAUUAUGUUUUCUUACAUGUAUGGAGCCACUUGGGAAGAAUCAGUGUCUCUGUGGGAAGGCCUGUUCUUGGAGCUUAGUUCUUUGUUAAUAGGGUCUGGUGGUUCUUUGAGCAGAGUGUAAUUUCCACUGGGGAGCUCCAUGUGCACAGUGCAUGCCGACCACCAGGUGGCAGUGUCGUCCCACAAGUUAUCCUACAAAGGCUUUAAUGAGCCUUUGGAAAUAAUGAUGGUUUUCUUUUACCAGACAAAGUAAACCUUUCAUUUGUAAAAACCCAGUUGGCAUGUUUUACCCAAUCCUUUGAAGGGAAGUUAUUUCUAAAUGUAUUUAUAGCUAGUUUCUAGAGGAUAGAUGUUCUAAGAGUUGACAAAUGGCCCAGAUUUCCAGCAACACUUCAUCCCAGCCCAUGAUAUUUCUUUUGGACCCAAGCAGCAGGAUGUGCCCGCCUCAGCUUCCGAAUGCAUAGUAUAUCAUCCUCAGCAGAACACGCUGAGAGCCAGGGCACAGGAGACUGACUGUGAUGUUCGGGGCUUGUGAUAAGGACUCGGCAAGCCGUGGAGCAGAUCGAGUUUUAUGUUCACAGAGAUGAGGAGCUUAAUCUUGGAAGGAGUCAGAAGAGCCCCUGCCAAGUUGUUAAGAGUAUGUAUGGGACUCAGUCCCUGCUAAGUAUUCAUAAUAAAGACAGCUUUGUGUUCCUAUAA